Seminavis robusta is the source of this 2328-nucleotide messenger RNA. The record is from the annotation of a GenBank genome assembly. NCBI's taxonomy places the organism in Eukaryota, Bacillariophyta, Bacillariophyceae, Naviculales, Naviculaceae.
GCCCGUUACUCAAGUGAGUUUGUUCUUUCUGAACCAAAAUCGUAGUUCUCAUCCAUUUUUCUGCCAGCAGGAAGCGUCAGAGCAGUCAAAGAUAAGGGGGGUUUUAGAGUAGGGAAAUUAUCUACGGAAGCCAGCCGGGGCCAGGCUUAAGCAAAGAACAGUCGAAAUUCAGGACUAGGUUCUGUGGGAUCAGGGGCAAGAAAUUGAGGACCAUUACGGGGGGCAAAGGGUUUGGCUUUGCGGGAGCCACGGAGACAUAAAUGGGUAGCUUUCACAAGGGCAAUUGAGAUACGGGUCUGCAUGAAGAACAUCAUUUGAGAGUAGGAAAAUUGAGUUUUGGAGGCAGUAGCAGAAGCAAGGCGUUGUAAGAGAGUCUUGGCUUGAGGGGCAAGCAUGCCAUCCACUGAAACAACAAAGGGGUGGAAGGAAGCGCGAUUGGACUCAAAGUGAUGGGCAUGUAAUACGAGUACCAGUACCCUACCAACAACCUCAUUUUUUCUGUUCUUGUUCUAUUCUAGCAUUCUACUUGCCUGCCUGCCUACCAACCUGCCUUUGAGGUGCUUUGUUUCCUUACUAGCUACAAGAAGAAGAAGAGUUCCUUGCCUUCCUUCAUCCAUUCCUCUGGUUGAGCGAAAAAAGUCGAAAGAAUUGACAGCAAGGUUCCAUUAUACAUUCUGAGAACAAUCAAAACUUGUUCUUUCUUUUUGAGUUGAGUUGCUUGACCUUCACUGCGUUGCUUCCAAAUAAAGCAAGAACCUAAGCAAGUACCAUGUUGGCUCGAUCGACGGCUGUGGACUCCAUGUCGUCGUCAUCGCAGUAUCAUUCGAAUCUACGGGCCCGAGGUCGCGGUGCUUCUCCUCGUACGGGUUCCACUUCGCACCCCGUCAAUCACGAUUCGGCGUUGUAUCGACCUCCGCGAACCCUGCUGUCGUCUCCUCUUAUUACGCAGAGACACUCCAUCAGCACCAUGGGCGGUGGACUCAAACAAGAUGCCCUCAUGCUAGGAUCUUCCUCGCUCUCUCUGUCGCCGGGUUCUUCCUUGUCGUCUGCUUGUACUACUACUACCUCGACAACGAGUAGUAGUAGUAGUACCAGCAAGAAAAAGAAGACCCCCAUUCCCUUUGUGUCCUACCACAAUGCCCGUCGACUCCGGGCAUGGUCGUUGCACGAACAAGAAGAAGAUCGCAAGUUGACUCCCCAUGAAUUGCAAUUGCAAUUGCAUCACACACCCAAACGCCGCGUCAUGAGUGUCGCCACGGCGUCCUUGUACGUCUCCAAGGCUCGUCAUGCCAUGAAGGAAAACGAUUCCAUGGUCUACUUGGAAGGACCACAAAUCUAUUCCUGUGUCCAUUGUCGCACCCAUCUCACCAGUCAUGAUGAUAUCGUCUCCAAGAGUUUUCACGGGCGGCAUGGCCGCGCCUUUCUCUUUGACAAGGCGGUCAAUGUCACCAUUGGCAAGGCCGAAGAUCGGACUCUCCUUACGGGGUUGCACUCGGUCUGUGACAUUUUUUGCAAACGAUGCAAAACCAUGAUUGGAUGGACGUAUGCCAGAGCCUAUGAAGCCUCACAAAAGUACAAGGAAAACAAAUUCAUUAUCGAAAAGAUCAAUCUAUACCUCGAAGAAGCUCCUCGGUAUGGACUUGUGCAAGUCCCCGCUGGUGCACGACCCGAUCGAUGGAGGCGACGACGAGAACGAUGGGGACACGAACAAGAAGAACAAGAUCAACAGCAGGUCUACGAGUACUGUCGUCCAAAGCUGCUUCUUGAAGAAUCUAGUAGUACUGCGACUAGCACGGCGAGUAGUAGUACUACGGGGAAGUAGUUGCUGACUGACGCAAGGAAUGAAGGAAAUGGCAACUAUUACGACGAACGUCCUGGAGGGACAUCCCAAGGACGUGACACACACAACAUACAACACAACACAAGCAAGCAAGCCACAAACAACAAGCAGGACGCUUGGGGCUUGAUAACGACGGUUUCUUUCUUGCUACCGUACAAGGAAAGCAAGUGAAACUCAAAAACAACACACAAAAAAGACGGUGCGUGGUGGGUACAAGGACACAUGACAUAUUUUGGACAAACACAAUAAUACUAAUGCGCUACGGAUGGAUAGCGCCAGCCAACAAAAGAAAAAGAGGAGUGUGGGGGAAGGUUGAUUCAUUGGCACUGCGAUCAGCACUGUUUCUACGGUACGGUACUGGUUGGUGGCCUGUGAAUCUGUAAUCUUCUGUCAGUGGUCCACUCUCCCUAUCAAAUUGAUUGAUUGAUUGAAACGAUGAUGGCUUGGAUUGAUGCAUAAUUUACAUUUAGCACCUGCGUUUUCCAACU